Leishmania mexicana MHOM/GT/2001/U1103 is the source of this 2544-nucleotide messenger RNA. RefSeq lists its product as hypothetical. Lineage: Eukaryota; Euglenozoa; Kinetoplastea; Trypanosomatida; Trypanosomatidae. The record is from RefSeq and is a predicted model, not a curated record. Gene Ontology annotation, molecular function: protein binding. The transcript has a single exon. The coding region runs from base 1 to 2544 and encodes 847 amino acids.
AUGCACACGAGCACGUCGUCCUUGACGGGCGCCACCACCUCAUCCCGCGUCUCCAUCUCUCACUACAACCCGUGUUUGCCACCGGUAGACGUUGUCGCACGCUACACCGAUCUGCUCAAGCGAGGGUCCGAGACGCGCCUCACUCGACUACUUCGAGCCAAGGCGUAUGUUCAGCUACAUGACUACGCGUCGGCUUGCGCGGACUUGGAUGACUGGCUCCAGGAAACUGAUCCUACGGCACACGGCAUCAACGCAGGUGCGGCAGCUGACAGGCUUACAGAGGCUCUCUUCUACCGCGGUGUCUGCCGCGCUCGACUAUCACAAGUAAAGGAUGCCGUGGCCGAUUUUACGGAGGUGCUGCAACGUAAGCCAGGUCAUCGGCGGGCCCACUACGAGCGGGCCGCGUGUCACGCGCGACUCGACGAUUUUUUCAACGCCAUUGCUGACUACGAAGCUGCCCUGCAGCUGGAUGAGGUGGGAAGAGAGAAGGAGAACCUUCGCCGGUACCGAGAGCGUCGCCACUGUUCGGAACAGCAACAACCACGACGUAUGCGGUCGGCGUCGUUGCGGCCAAGACUGGGCCCUCUCCCGCUCGGCAGCAUUGCCGUCCGGCCGCCCUCCAACGCAAUCUCGCCGCUGCGCCAGCAGAUGUCAACACCUGCAUCAGAAAAGGGGCAGCUCACUGACGGACCUGUCGCGCCAGAGCACUCAACCCCAUGCUCACAGGUCUCCACACGCGGCGCCAUGGCGGGCAGUGGUCGGCGUACGUCCGCGAGCGAGGCCUCGGACAGCGCUGUGGCGGCGGUGUCCUUGUCAGCGUGCACGAUGCCUGCUGUGGGCGCCGGCGCGACGACUCUCACCGCGAUUCUCGGCCGCCGAAAUUCGCAAGGCUUCUCAGACCACAGCCACGAUAACUUGACAAGCGUCUCUUCCAGCACCGAAUCGUUGCUGGAUGGCAGCGUUAUGAAAGUGGACGAGAUGGUCGAGGAAGCGAGCGCGAUUCGAACGCACGAGAUCGCCGCCUCCUGCAGCUCCCGCCACGAGAACUCCGAGAACGAGCACGGCAUGCUCGCCGCGGUGGACCCAACGUGUAUACUGAGCUCCAACAACAGCGAGGGCGGGGAGUGGCUGCCGGACGACAUGCUGGAGGCGGAGACUUGGCAGCAGAGUGAGGGCAGCCGCGCCGCCACCCGCACGGCAACGGCUGGGCAGCCUCUCCUCAAUGAGCAUUACUUUUACCAGCGCGGGUUAGAACACCGCCGGCGCGGCGAGCUGGAGGCAGCGGUCCACAUGUACACAAAGGCGCUGGAGCUUUCGCCGACGCACUUCAAGGCACUAUUCAACCGGGCCUUCUGCGAAGAUAGGCUGAAGAACUACACGCGUGCCAUCGAAGACUAUACUGCCGCCUUGGAUCUUGACCCACGCAACCCGUUUACGCACUACAACCUCGGCAUCAGCUACGAUCACAAGGGUAGCCCUGCGCGCGCAUUGCAGGCCUUCACCCGCGCCAUCGAGCUCGACGACCGCCACCCCGACUUCUUCCACAACCGCGGAUUUACGCAGCGAAAGCAGGGUGCCUACGCGGCCGCCAUCGCCGACUACACAACUGCCAUCUCGUUGGACCCGAAGCACUUCAAGUCGCACUACAACAGAGCCUACUGCUUUAGUAAGCUUGGCCGCUACGAGGAGGCGGUGGCAGGCUACGCAGCUGCGCUGCAGAUCGUCAGCGACAACGCAAACGCAUACCACAACCGCGGAGCAGCGCUGGCAAAGCUGGGGAGGCUGGAAGCGGCUGUCGAGGACUUCAACAGUGCGCUGCGGCUGAACCCCAAGCUGGCCUUCGCGCUCAACGCCCGCGGCCUCGUGUACGAUCAGCUGCAGCAGUACGACAAGGCCUUGGCGGAUUUCACGGAAGCGAUCCGGCUCGACCAGCGCAAUCCUGCCUGGUUGCACAAUCGCGGCUACACCUAUCGCAACAUGGGCGAGCUGGAGCUGGCGAUUGCCGACUACAGCGCCUCCAUCAAGCUUGCUCCGCAUAGUCACACGGCAUAUACCAACCGCGCAUUUGCCUUUCGAAAGCUGGGCCGGUAUGAGGCGGCUAUCGAGGACUACACAAAGGUGCUGUGCGAGCAUCCAGGCGUGCAGACGAAGGUGCUCAACAACCGCGCCUACUGCUUUGCACGCUUGAGCCUCUUUGAGGAUGCGAUCCGAGACUACACCGAGGUACUUGCCACCGACCCGGUCAACGCCCAUGCGCUGUACAACCGCGGAAUCAGCUUUGAAAAGUGCGGCAAGUACAACGCCGCUGUCGACGACUUCACGCGGGCCAUCCGACUAGCACCAGAGGCGCCAUCUACAGCCAACAGCUACUACAGCCGCGGCACAUCACGGCUGCAGCUGCAUCAGGUGCCGCAGGCCACCGAGGACCUCAAACAGGCUCUCAAAUUGGAUCUGAUCGCGUGCGGGCUGAGCGGUGAAGCGCUCCACGCGUUUCAGACUGAGCACCCGGCUUGGCGCCUCCUGGAAGACCUCGGCGCAGACUAG